AUGUCUUCUAAACGUAUAAUCAUUCCCAGAGGACACACCGAGCCUUCGCCCAAGAGAGUACGAGUCUUGUUCGGGGGAACGUACAUUGUCGAUACACGAAAGGCGAAGUUAGUAUGGGAAAAGCCAUUCUAUCCAACAUAUUUCUUCCCCCACGACGCCCUUGAUACGAAAUACCUACAAGAAAGCAGUAGCUCCAGCUACUCAGGCAAGAUAUACGACAUAGUCGUCGGAGAUCGUCGCGCGGAGGGUGCGGUCACGAAGUACUUUCAGACGGAUGGCGAGGAUGGUAAACUUGCUGGGUUACUGAGGAUUACGUUCGGGGCGAUGGAUGCAUGGUUUGAGGAGGAUGAGCAGGUGUUCGUGCACCCCAAGGAUCCCUAUAAGCGCGUCGACGUUCUGCAAUCCUCGAGGCACGUCCGCGUGGAAGUGAACGGAGUGGAAGUAGCAAACACGCGGAGCCCGGCAUUGUUGUUCGAAACGGGCUUGCCUGUGCGCACAUACAUCAAGAAAACCGACUGUAGGGUCGAUAUAUUCCUUCCCUCCGAGUUAACGACGCAAUGCCCGUACAAGGGCACAGCUAAUUACUACCACAUUCGUGCUGGUCAAGAGUUGGCGAAGGAUAUUGUGUGGUGGUACCAGUCACCGAUCCUGGAGGUUGCUGCGAUCAAAGGAUAUGUGGCGUUUUACGACGAGAGAGUGGAUGUUUGGGUAGAUGGGGAGAAGCAGGAGAGGCCUGUCUCGCACUUUGUUUGA
This is a messenger RNA of Pleurotus ostreatus (oyster mushroom), 753 nucleotides long. RefSeq lists its product as uncharacterized. The transcript is spliced from 4 exons. The record is from RefSeq and is a predicted model, not a curated record. Bases 1 to 753 code for a protein of 250 amino acids. Lineage: Eukaryota; Fungi; Basidiomycota; Agaricomycetes; Agaricales; Pleurotaceae.